AUGCUACUUUUCUCACUGCUGGACUGGCUUGACUUCAAGAGCAUUUUUCUCUUCAUUUUUGUUUUUCUCCUUGUGGUUGACUUCCAGAAGAGAAGAAACCCUCCCAACUUCCCUCCAGGACCCUGGGGGUUGCCCUUUGUGGGGAAUGUGGAUGCUGGUUUUAACCACCGGGUCAUGAACAAGCUGGCAGCAGAGUUCGGCAACAUCUUCAGUGUUCACUGGGGCAGAGACAAGGUGGUGGUUGUGUCAGGGUACAAGUUGGCGAAGGAGGCUUUGGUGACGCAGGGAGACUGUUUUUUAGAUCGGAAUAUUUCACCUCUCUUCGACAAAGUCUUCAAAGGCAAUGGCCUCUCCACUAGUAACGGGUACAAAUGGAGGAGGCAGAGGCAUUUCUCCAUCAACCACCUGAAAAACUUUGGAGAGGGGAAAAGAACCCUUGAGCUUCAUAUUCAGCUGGAGAGCAACUUCCUGUGUCAAGCUUUCCAACAGGAAGAAGGGCCUUUCAAUCCUCAACAUAUAAUUAACAAUGCUGUUGCCAAUGUAAUUGGAUCCCUGGUGUAUGGGAAGCGCUUUGACUACGAUGCAGCAGACUUUCAGAACCUCCUUCAGCGGAUGCAGCAGACUCUGCUGCUGGCCGGGACACAGCAAGCUCAGCUGUAUGAUGCUUUACCGUGGCUGUUCCAGUAUUUAUCUGGCCCUCACGAGAUCAUUUACUCCAACUACGGCAUGCUGACGUCGUUUCUGAAAAGACAGAUAGAGAAACACAAGAGGGACUGGGAUCCAUUUAAUCACCGGGACUUCAUCGAUGCUUACAUUGGUGAAAUAGACAAGAAAAAGAACGAUGCAGAAGCUGGGUUCAACAUUGAAAACUUGGUCAUAUGCACACUGGACCUUUUUGAGGCCGGAACAGAGACCAUGACCACUACAUUACGCUGGCUUCUGCUUUAUAUGAUGAAGUAUCCAGAAAUACAGGAGAAGGUGCAGGAGGAGAUAGACCGUGUGAUUGGCCAGUCCAGGCAGCCUUGUCUGUCUGACAGAGCCAAUAUGCCUUACACUGAGGCGGUCAUCCAUGAGACCCAGAGGCUGAGGAGCAUACUCCCCCUGAAUGUCCCAAGGCUGUGCAACAAAGACACAUAUGUAGGUGGAUAUUUCAUCCCCCAGGGAACCACACUGUUGGUCAACCUGUCCUCGGUGCUGCAUGACUGGACUAUGUGGGAGACCCCACACCGCUUCAACCCUCAGCACUUCCUGGAUGAGAAUGGAUGCUUCCGGAAAAGAGAAGCCUUCUACCCAUUCUCUGUGGGGAGGAGAAUGUGCCUGGGGGAGCAGUUGGCUCGUAUGGAGCUCUUCCUCUUCUUUACCGCCCUCCUGCAGAGGUUCUCCAUCUCUCCAGUCCCGGGACAGGAGGUCAGCUUUGACACUCAGGGAAAUGUAAUCCUCGGCCCCAAACCCUUUCACAUCUGUGUCAAAGAUCGAUGAAGAUGGCUGUGUUUAUUUUUAUUUAAUUUAAUUAUUUUUUUUCUUUGAAAAUGCUGUAACUGUAAUAAUGAAGCAAUUUAACACUGUUUAUGCUGCAUCAGACUGUGAGUUGUGUAAUUAAAGCCAUGGGUUCCUUGCACAUCAGCGCUUUAAGAGUUACUCCGAAAUUACUUGCUGACCCACUGACUAUGACAAAGCAAGUUUUGAUUUCUAAAACACUGAGCUUUAACCGAACCAAAUGCAAUAAUAAUUACCCAGUAAGACAUGUGCAUUACAAAUGAUGAGUCGAUCACAGUAUAUUGUAUGAGAUAUUGUAAAGAAUAUUGAGAUAUCUUCAAAGAUUGUGCGUCAUGUGUCUUCAAAUUAUAUGAACUGGCAAAUUGAGCCAUUUAUGAGUCUUGAUACUUUGUACUUUUCUUCGGGCCAAAAGCCUACAAGUAUAAUGAUUGAUUAAA
Messenger RNA from Myripristis murdjan (pinecone soldierfish), 1934 nucleotides. RefSeq names its product cytochrome P450 2J2-like. The transcript is spliced from 9 exons. Gene Ontology annotation, cellular component: intracellular membrane-bounded organelle; cytoplasm. The coding region runs from base 1 to 1479 and encodes 492 amino acids. Gene Ontology annotation, biological process: xenobiotic metabolic process. The record is from RefSeq and is a predicted model, not a curated record. Gene Ontology annotation, molecular function: iron ion binding; oxidoreductase activity, acting on paired donors, with incorporation or reduction of molecular oxygen, reduced flavin or flavoprotein as one donor, and incorporation of one atom of oxygen; heme binding. NCBI's taxonomy places the organism in Eukaryota, Metazoa, Chordata, Actinopteri, Holocentriformes, Holocentridae.